Molecule: messenger RNA, 1434 nt
Organism: Fusarium mangiferae
Lineage: Eukaryota; Fungi; Ascomycota; Sordariomycetes; Hypocreales; Nectriaceae
Exons: 1
Coding region: 1-1434 (477 amino acids)
Source: RefSeq, a predicted model, not a curated record
AUGGGUCGGCCAAAAAGUCGACGCGCACUCAGUGCGAGUCGAUUUCAGGAAGGCUCUAUGAAUGAUAGGACUUCUGCUGCGCCCCCAGUGCACUUUCUGGGCCCUGAAGAGCGCGCUGCUCUGGAGCGACCUGCUCUGACGAACAUCAAAUCCAAUAAUUCGCGACCGAUGAGCGAUGACUUCUCCGAUAAGCAGGUCAAGCGAGGAAGGCUUCUGGGUCAAGUCUGGGAUGAGGUGAGAGGCAGACUGGGAUUUAAGAGGGAUAAUGAAGAAGAGAGAGGGACAAGGAAGAGGUCGAGGAGCCGUAAGCGAGAUCAGUCUGAACAACGAGGCAGACAAAGGGAGAGGGAGAAUGGUUCUAGAGAUGGACCUGUGGAGCUGAAGACCGCUGAAGACACUCCCAGGGAGGAUAUGCCCAGCCGAGAAGAGAUAUUGGCCAACUAUCACAAUUUGAUGGCUUCGGGUUUCUUCUCGUCUCAUGCUAUUCAGUCAACUCGACAGCCACCUCCCGGUUCUAUUCAGGCCUCACACCACCUAUCUGCCCCCCCUCAUCCGACGUCUCUUAGAGACGCUUUAUCUCGAGCCACCGCACCUCAAGAUGGUAUUCCUCGGGCCCCAAACUAUGAUGCACCUUCACCACCCAAGUCACCUACCAAGAUCAAGCACUUGCAAAAAUACCACUUACGCCCCGAUGGUCCAGGAGCCGCUACUUAUGAAGAGCUCGUUGCAUCUGGGUUCUUCACACCUCCAAUCUCUGACAGUGCUCCACCACCAACUCCCAUUGGAGCUGCCCCAGCCCCAACUGUUUAUACCGGUCGUAUGUCGCGAGACUAUCUUCAGCCGCCUCGACAGACCAGAGGAUCUCGAGCAGCAACGCCCUCAGCUUCUCGUGCACCUUCUCCUAUUCGAUCACCUGCCAGCGCCUCCUCCCGAGGAACAAAGCGCGCAGCAGCUGACUCAAAUUCUGAGGACGAAGAGGAGAAUCCAUCUCGUGACCCUCCAACCCCAAAGAAGAAGUUACGUAAGUCUGCUUCUCGAGAUAUCACCCUACCGAAACUGCGAAAUGUCGCUUCUCGCCGCAACAUGCUCUCAUCACGACGUAGUGUGUCGGGGCCUCAUGGAGCUAGCAAGGAGUAUAACACACUCGCUCGCCGUGUCCUGGGCCGUCUUCCUGGAGGCGGUGGUCGAGGCUCCCUGGACAUCGACCGCCGGCCAGCUUCUGCUUCUAGAAGGAGCACCGAAGAGUCUAGACAGCCACUGCAAGAGGUUCAAUAUACGCGAAUCCUACGUUCGCGAAAGAGCGCUGCGGAAGGACUCAGCGUUGUACCAAAUGCUAACAGGGGCAUUCCAAAGGUUCCUAAUAUUCCUGAAAAGUUUGCCGCCUACGAUGAAGAUGCUGAGAACACGGCUCCAGCAAUUCGCUCUCGUUAUUAG